Messenger RNA from Naegleria fowleri, 306 nucleotides. RefSeq lists its product as uncharacterized. Bases 1 to 306 code for a protein of 101 amino acids. The record is from RefSeq and is a predicted model, not a curated record. NCBI's taxonomy places the organism in Eukaryota, Heterolobosea, Eutetramitea, Acrasida, Naegleriidae. The transcript has a single exon.
AUGGAAGCAUCAGCGGCAGAAGGAGUCGUGAAUCUCUUGUCACCUCCUCCUGCCUCUCGUGUUCCAUUAGAUCAAGCUUUGAGUGUGCAAUCGCCUCCAUCACUUCAACCAAUCUUUCAGCAAGGGGUUGAUGACUUUCGUUUCAAUCUACCAUUGGAUUUGGGUCGGCCAGCAGAGAUUAUUCCACCCAAAAGGAAUUCUGUAACAGUUGGAUUUCAACCAAAUACUAACUUUGUACAAUCCCAUGAAAAUAUUGAAAAUGCCAAUGAUCCUACGUCUUCUAAUGCUAUGGACACUUUCAAAUAA